AUGCUCUCCCUCUCCAGCGCCACAAGAGCGCUUCUCAGAGGCUCAGCAAGGACACCGACGAAGCCGUCCUCGGCCCUGGUCCGAGAUGCCUGCCGCUCCUCGUACCAUACCAGCCUACCCUGCUGCCAACAAGACGAUCCCUCAUCAUCGUCACCUUCAUCCUCCUCACCACCAUCAUCAUCGCCAUCAACGUCACCGUCAUCGCAGACGUCAUCCUCCUCGUCCACCGGCGUUCAGAUCGACCCCAAGACUGGCUUAGUCAUCCCCUACACGCCGGCCUUUGUCCCGCUCAAAAAGCCACGCGCGCCGCGCCGCACAAAGGAGGAAGUGUACAAGGAGCGGCAAGAACAGGCCGCCGCCAGAGAGGCGCGCAAGACGGCAAAGGCCAUCCGAGACCAGGCAAAGGCCGAAAAGGCGGCUCGCGACCAGGCACGCCUGGGUUUCGCCAGGUCGCGCACGACCAAGGCCCUCCAGGGCGCGGAUGCCGACGCGGCGGUAGAGGGCGGGUCGACUUCGGUGCUCUCGCCACCACCGCCGCCGCCAAUCGUCCUCACCGACGAAGAAGCGCUGGCCAAGAUGGAAGGAUACGCCCAUAUGCCCCCGCGCGACGAGUGGAAGGAGGCUUUCCCUAGCGGCAAGGCGGCCAGCACCCAGUACCGCUACUUCACCGCCAACCGCGACACCCUCGCUGGCAUGGUCGACGCGCUGCGCAUCGGCUCCGACCUGGCACCCGGCCAGAAGGCCACCGUCAUCGAGGGCUAUCCGGGCCCCGGCACCUUUACCAGCGAGCUCGUCAAGCACCCCGCCGUUGAAAAGGUCAUCGCCCUCGAGUCGGCGCCGAGCUACCUGGCGGCGCUGCGCAACCUCCAGGGCCAGCUGGCGUCCGAGGGUCAGCCGGGCAAGCUCGACAUCGUCGAGGGCUCGGCCUACGAUUGGGAGACGUACAACCACAUGAUCACCCAGGGCUGCCUGUCACACCUCCAGGGCAAGGUGCCCUUCAGCGACGACGGCGCCACCGUCGACUUUUCCAACGACGCAGGUCUGCCCGUCGGCCACGGUGAUCUCUCCUGGCGCGACCCGUCGCCCCUCUACUUUUUCGCCCACCUGCCCAACACGGUCCACGGCGAGCAGCUGUUUGCCCAGAUCAUCCACGCCAUCGCCUCGCGCCUCUGGCUCUUCCGCUUCGGCCGCCUCCGCCUCGGCUUCGUGUGCGGCGAGCCGCUGGUCAAGCGCUGCAUGGGCAUGGCCGGCGACCGCAACAACCGCGGCAAGCUGGGCACCACGCUCCAGUGCCUCGCCGACAUCGAGGUGCACUACGACUCGUCGCAGCUCUCGCCCCACCACCACCACUUUUUCCCAUCGACCCUCGCCAUCGGGCCGCGCGUGCCCGUGUCGAGCGUGACCCACAUCCCCAACUCGAACUCGUCGACGGGCCUCAGCCGCACCGGCAUGGCCAUGAUGACGUUGACGCCCAAGCGCGAGCCCCUCUUUGGCCAGCGCGAUCUCGAGGCGUUUGAGUUUGUCACGCGCAACCUCUUUGUGCUCAAGUCCAAGUCGGUGCGCGAGGCCAUGACCCACAUCGCGCCAGGCGGGCAGAACGUGCUCCGCAUGCUCGGUCCCGACAAGGCCGACCAGGGCCUCAUCCGCCGCGACGAGGUCAUCGACCCCGAGACCAAGGUCAUCGACCUGACCAACGUCCAGUGGGCCGGCCUCUCGCGGACGUUUGAAAAGUGGCCCUUCCGACCAGAGCACCUGUUCGAGAUGGGCAGGAUGAAGACGGAGAAGAGGGGUCGCUGA
This is a messenger RNA of Pseudozyma flocculosa PF-1, 1797 nucleotides long. RefSeq lists its product as uncharacterized. The transcript is spliced from 2 exons. NCBI's taxonomy places the organism in Eukaryota, Fungi, Basidiomycota, Ustilaginomycetes, Ustilaginales, Ustilaginaceae. The coding region runs from base 1 to 1797 and encodes 598 amino acids. Gene Ontology annotation, molecular function: rRNA (adenine-N6,N6-)-dimethyltransferase activity. Gene Ontology annotation, biological process: rRNA methylation. Gene Ontology annotation, cellular component: mitochondrial matrix. The record is from RefSeq and is a predicted model, not a curated record.